ACCAUGUCCAGUAGUUCGCCGGUGAUCGUGUGGAACGGUGCUCAGUAUACGGCCAGCAGCAAAGAGCUCGAGCAGCUUCGUCGCGACUACGGCCUGGAUGCACGCAUGCUGGAGGCGACCCUUGUGCCGCGCUACAAACGCCACAAGCCGGAGGCCAGUGCACGCAACGAGCACGUGAAUCCCAUCUCCAGCUCCAGUUCCGAUUGGAUACUGCGCCAGGAUAAGGACAAGACCGUCAGCCAGGUCAACUUCCAUCCCUGGCCGGGCACCCACUUCGAUCUGGUGCCGUGGCGACGCACCCGCUCCGCCUUGGACCUCACCUCGGUGGCCGACUACAACCACAGCCUGCUGGUGGAUGCCAAGUCGCUGCGCGGCCUAGAGAAGCUCGAGUUGCGGCAGCAAAGGCGCCGCCUGCAGCGUGCCCACUCCACACAGCAAGGCCUGAGGCGCCUCGUGCGCGUGCGCCUCAUCUUCUCCAUCGAGCUGCGCCACAAGCGGAUGGAGGUGCUCCGGAAGAGCUCGCUGCCCGUGCGCGUCUUUGAGCAGCGGUUCGCUCUCAGCGAGAACGAGAGCGCCGCCUACGAGCGGGUGCUGCUGGAUGCCAAUGCGGGCGUGGAGCAGCAUGUGGGCUACUUCAGCAGAAGGCCACAGCAGCCGGCGCAGGAUGAGCAGCUUGUGGUGGACUUUGCCAGCGAAACAGAGGCCGAAACGGAGGAUAAAGCGGAACCCGAUGGGGCUCUCUAUGCCACAAUAGCCACUCCAGGAGCCAAGAGAGAAACUUCCACUGGGACUGUCACUGCAUUUGCCACUAUUACUCCUCCUGUUGCUGCCACGGCCAAUGUUACUCCUGCAUCGGGUCAGGUGCCAUGCGUCAAGUGUCGCCACAUUGCCAUCAAAUUAAGAACCAUAAACGACUAUGCUCUAAGCUCGAAUCUGCACUUGAAGCACAGCAACAGCAACGGCAACGGCAACGGCAACGGUAACAACCACAACAGCCACAAGCUGAACAACUUGCACAGCAACAACAAAGUCAUUGGCAACGGCAACGGCAACAGAAUGAUGCACGCCCACCAGCUGGACUCGUAUCUGGGCGGAGGACCACUCCAGAUGAUGAACAUGAGCCAACUGCACCAUCCGGGGAAUGUUUCGGCAAGCGAAAGGCCCAACGGAGGGGCACUGGCACUGCACUAUGCAGCGGCGCGUGGCUGCCUCGAUUGUGUGCAACUGCUGGUGGCAGCAUCUGUAGAUAUUUGCGCCAAUACGCAAAUGGACAAUGAUGUCACGCCCGUCUAUUUGGCAGCACAGGAGGGCCACUUGGAGGUGCUCAAGUUUCUGGUGCUUGAAGCCGGCGGCUCACUUUAUGUUCGUGCACGCGACGGCAUGGCACCGAUCCAUGCCGCUUCACAAAUGGGCUGCUUGGAUUGCCUCAAAUGGAUGGUUCAAGACCAAGGCGUCGAUCCAAAUCUGCGGGAUGGCGAUGGUGCCACACCACUGCAUUUUGCCGCCUCACGGGGUCAUCUAUCCGUGGUGCGUUGGCUGCUCAAUCACGGUGCCAAGUUGUCGCUGGACAAGUAUGGCAAGUCGCCCAUUAACGAUGCCGCCGAGAACCAGCAGGUUGAGUGCCUGAAUGUGCUGGUCCAGCAUGGUACGUCUGUGGACUACAACAGCAAGAACAGCGUGCAGCGACAUAAAGCGCAGCAGCAGCAGCAGCAACAGCAGCAACAUCAGCAGCAGCAGCAGCAGCAACAUUUGAGCAGCAGCUGCAACUCAAACUCAAACUCCUCGAAGCAAACGAGUCGCAGCAACACCAUCAAGUCCAAGUCUUCGUCCACACUGAGCUCCGAUGUGGAGCCGUUCUAUUUGCAUCCGCCAGCAGUGACUGCAGGCGCUGGAGGAGGAUCAGCCAUGGGCCUGGGCAUGGGCAUGGGCAUGGGCAUGGGCAUGGGCAUGAGCAUGGGCAUGGGCAUUGGUAUGGGAAUCUCGCGAAAGAACAGCGAUGCCUUGUACUCGCAGCAGUCGCGCAGCUCCUCGGAGAAGCUGUACAAUGGCAGCUCCUCCAUGGGAGGAGGCAAUGGUGGUGGAGGAAGCAGCUCCACGGGAGGUGGCGGUGGCGGCGGCGGCGGAGGAGCAUUGCUGCCCAACGAUGGGCUCUAUGUGAAUCCCAUGAGGAACGGCGGCAUGUAUGCCACGCCCUCGCCCAACGGCAGCAUCUCGGGUGAGUCGUUCUUCCUGCACGAUCCGCAGGACAUCAUCUACAACCGGGUGCGGGAUCUGUUCGUAGACUCGGACUGCAGCAGCGUGAAGCAGCACAACAGCAACAACAACAGGGACAGCCACAGUCACAAUCACAGUCAUCACAGCAGCAGCAGCCACCAUCAUCAGCAGCAGAUAAUGCAGUCGAAGGCUGGCAAUGCAAUGACCAUCCAGGCGGAUGUCCAUUCCAGCUCGAGCGGCGCUGGCAGCGGCUCCGACGAGUCCGUCUCCAUCUCGUCCAGCUUCAAUUCGCCCAAGAGCAGCAGCCACCAUCAUCAGCAGAUGCGCAGCCAAAGCUUCAAUCGGCAUGGCAGCAGCAGCAACAGCCACAGCAACAUCAGCAACGGCAAUGGCAACAUUGGCAACAGCAACAGCAGCGGCGGGAAGAACAACAACAACGGCAACCAUAACUACAAACAGCACAAGAGCAUGCCCAGCAAUGGCAAUCAGAAUGGUGGCGGGGAUCACGACUACGAGGAUAUUUAUCUGGUGCGUGAGGAGUCGCGCAAGCAGCACCAACAUCAGCAGCAACACCAGAUACAGCUGCAGCAACAUCAGCAACAGCUGCAGCAACAUCAGCUGCAGCAGCAGCAACAGCAACAUCAGCUGCAGCAGCAGCAACAGCAACAGCAGCAGCAGCAGCAGCAACAUCAGCAACAACAGCAACAUAAAUACAAUGUAGGACGUUCUCGAUCCCGGGACAGUGGCUCCCACUCACGUUCGGCCAGCGCCAGUUCCACACGCAGCACAGACAUUGUCCUGCAGUACAGCAAUCAUCAUUUGAACAACAAGCGCAAUAACAGCAUUUCCAGCAGCAACAAUAAUGGCAAUAACCACAUCAGCAGUACUAACAACAACAACAGUCUGCUCAAUCGUAACAAAUCCCAUUCAAUCAUCGGUUUGCACAGCAGCAAAUACGAUUCCUCGCUGAAGGACAACUACAGCUCAAAGAAUGUGAACCUCAAGAAUCAGCUGCUCAAUGGUGGCAUCAAGAGCGACACCUACGAGAGCGUCUGUCCGCCCGAGGAUGUGGCCGAACGCACCAAGCAGACGCACAAGAACUCCAUGAUACGCAACAAUCUGGUGGAUGCCUCCAUGCCACAGUUGCUCGGCAGCAGCAGUCCCAAUAUUGCACAGAAUGUCAACGGCAGCGGCAGCAGCCAUCAGAACAACAGCAACAACAAUCUGGGCAGCAGAAACCUGAAGCGGGUAUCCUCGGCGCCACCCAUGCAGAACGUGGCUUUGGUGAACGGACCACCACCACCGCCACUGCCACCGCCGCUGCGCGCUCCAGCCCAGCAGCAGCGCAACAACUUGAACGACCAACCGAGCAACGGCAGCAACAACAACAUCUACAAGAAGAAUGUGUUUGGAGCGAAUGCAGUGUCUAGUGGUGCAGUGCCAGCUGCUGCUCCCAUUGUGGCCAACGAUGCCGUUGACUCCGAUUCUGGCCUGGAGGUGAUCGAGGAGCCAAGUCUGCGACCAUCAGAGCUGGUGCGGGGCAAUCACAAUCGGACCAUGUCCACCAUAUCAGCGAACAAGAAAGCCAAGCUGCUCAAUGGUAACGCCAAUCCUCCAGUCAACAAUUCAGCAGCAGCAGCAGCACAGCCGAAUGGAGAGGACAACGGUGGCGGAGGAGCAGGAGAAUCGCGUAAUCCGAAUGGCAGCAUCUAUGGCUAUGCUGAGGCACCCAAGUCCCAGAGGGGCGGCAACUAUCAGCAGACGACAUCGCCCCAUUACCCGCAGCAGUCGCAGCAGCAGCAGCAGCAGCAUCCGAAUCAUCAUCAUCAGUAUGCGCCGAGCCUUUAUGGGGGUGGAUCCUCGGCGGAGGAUCAUUACGAGCUCACCCAGCAGCAGGCGCAGUAUGCGGGCAUUUAUGGUGAGGCUGGGAGCGUGGCAAACGGAUCGGUGAGCGGUCGCACGGGCGGACCCAAUCUGGUCAAUAAGCAGCUGGUGCUGCCGUUUGUGCCCCCCAGUUUUCCCAAUAAAUCACAGGACGGCAUCACGCACCUCAUCAAGCCGUCCGAGUAUCUGAAGAGCAUCAGCGAUAAGCGUUCGUGUCCAUCCUCGGCCCGCUCCACGGAUACGGAGGACUACAUGCAGAUACAGAUUGCCAACCAGCAGCAGCAGCACCAGCAGCAGAUACAUCCCCAGCAGCAGCAGCAGCAGCAGCAUCAUCAUCAUCAUCCACAUCCACAUCAUAAUCAUCAUGGAAUUGGGGAGCAGCCACCGUUGCCGCCGCCGCCACCGCCCUUGCCGCACAAUGUGCCGCUGCCGCCCAUGAUGAUGCCUGGGAUGAUGAAUGGCAACGGCAAUGACUCCACCAUGGCCAGCAAGUCGCACAAGACCAAGAAGCCGCACGGUGCCGCGCCCAAUAGUCAGGACACUGCCACACGGAAGCAGCACCAGCCGCUCUCGGCCAUUUCCAUACAGGAUCUGAAUAGCGUUCAGCUGCGACGCACGGACACGCAGAAGGUGCCGAAGCCGUACCAGAUGCCAGCGCGUAGCCUGAGCAUGCAGUGCCUCACAUCCAGCACGGAUACGUAUCUGAAAUCGGAUCUGAUUGCCGAGCUGAAGAUCUCCAAGGACAUACCGGGCAUCAAGAAGAUGAAGGUCGAACAGCAGAUGGCCAACCGCAUGGACUCCGAGCACUAUGUGGAGAUAACCAAGCAGUUUACGGCCAACAACUAUGUGGAUCAGAUCUACUUGCAGAUACCGGAAAAGGAUCAGGCCGGCAAUGCCAUACCCGACUGGAAGCGUCAAAUGAUGGCCAAGAAGGCGGCCGAGCGGGCCAAGAAGGACUUUGAGGAGCGCAUGGCCCAGGAGGCCGAAUCGCGUCGCCUCUCGCAGAUACCGCAGUGGAAGCGCGAUCUAUUGGCUCGCCGCGAGGAGACCGAGAACAAGCUGAAAGCGGCCAUCUACACGCCCAAGGUGGAGGAGAACAACCGCAUUGCGGACACCUGGCGGCUGAAGAACCGCGCCAUGUCCAUAGACAACAUCAACAUCAAUCUAGCCGGCAUGGAGCAGCACUAUCAGCAGAUCCAGUUCCAGCAGCUACCACAGCAGCAUCCCCAGCAGGGUGGCAACAAGGAGAACCACAGCCACAGCCCAGACUCCAACCCAGAGCCGGAACAGGCCGCCGCUGCCGCUGCCGCUGCCGCAACCGCAGCCGCCGCCCUGGAGCCAACCGUGGACCAGCCCCUAGACCGGGAGGCCCACGAGCAGCAGCAGCAACAGAAGCAGGAGGAGGAGGACAACAUCAUACCCUGGCGUGCCCAGCUACGAAAGACCAACAGUCGCCUCAGCCUCAUCUGAUUUGAUUAUGAUUAUGAUUAUGAUUACGAUUUUGAUUCUGAUUCCCCCCAUGGGUCUUAUAAGUGGUGCAUUUUGUUGAAUUGUGUUUUUUUUUUUUGUUUUUUUUCCUAACUUAAAAACUGUGCAAUUACGAUAUGAAAUGAUAAUUAAACCUACUAUAUUAUAAUAUUAUACUAGCUUAAGACUAGGCAUUGUUUUAUCAACCAACUGCAGAUCCAAGGCAAGCUUAAACCCAAAAAAAAAAAAA
Drosophila guanche is the source of this 5815-nucleotide messenger RNA. RefSeq lists its product as uncharacterized. Gene Ontology annotation, biological process: actin filament bundle assembly. Lineage: Eukaryota; Metazoa; Arthropoda; Insecta; Diptera; Drosophilidae. The record is from RefSeq and is a predicted model, not a curated record. The coding region runs from base 4 to 5568 and encodes 1854 amino acids. Gene Ontology annotation, cellular component: cytoplasm. The transcript has 13 exons. Gene Ontology annotation, molecular function: actin filament binding.